This is a messenger RNA of Funneliformis mosseae, 173 nucleotides long. The record is from the annotation of a GenBank genome assembly. Lineage: Eukaryota; Fungi; Glomeromycota; Glomeromycetes; Glomerales; Glomeraceae.
AAUUUGACUACCAAGCUAUCGAAUGGAGUAUUAAUCUUGUUGAUGGUUGUUAUUUGAAGUCAGCUUUGAGCCUUAGUUAUAAAGAAUUAUUGAAUAGUAAUCCUGAAUUUGUUGAAGAUAAUGAUCUAAACAAAGGGAGAAAAUGCAUGGAAAAAUCAAAUUUACUUUUAUGA